GGACUACAGAAGAUCCUUCCAUGUUGUCAGACACUUGCGCCAGUAGGCUUAUUUUGUGCAGUAAAAGUGGAAGGCUCAAACGUUAGGCUACUGUGCGUUUUCGUAAUGAAAUGUAUUUUGGAGGAAUGAAUGAUAUGAUACGAUACGAUUUUUUCAUUACAACCCAUUUGUUUUCCAGAAAAUAGUCAUUUUGGUCGUCCACGAAAGUGGUGAAACCCAAAUUAAACUUUUUUGGGCAACUUCUAGAGGCACGCGCAUCCUCAAAUUUUCCCAUCACAGUAGACCUAGCCUACAGCAUGAUUCUGAGCAUGUAAUGUUUAAUGCCAACUUCACAUUGGCACGUUAGUAGGAUAUAUUUUCUAAUGAGGAGACACAGCACUCAAAGAAUCCUCCAUAUAAAUGUAUGGGGUUAGUUCGUAACGACAGUAUGGCACUUGUUAAAACAUCCGGACGCACCCUUUCCUAGAAUCCAAUUGGGCUCACCUGGCACCACUGCUGCAGUCUGUAUGAGGAGAUAGCAUAGGCCCAACCUCUACACUUGCUUUUGAAUUACAGGGGUAGGCUACAACCAAAAUGUUCUACAAUGGAGACCACAUAUCUUUGGCCUUUUCCCUGCUGAUUUUACCAGGUGUCAUCAUCAGUACUAACACUGCAGGAUCAUGGAAUGUCUCCUCCCCUUCAAGAUUAUGUGCUUUAACUGGAUCAUCAGCAACCAUUUUCUGCACUUACAGAUAUCCCCAAGAACACACUGUGACAGAUGUGUCUUGGUACAGCGACAAAGAUAAACGCCUGACUGAAAGUGAACGUUUCAAAAACAGAGGCCAAUUUCUUGGGGAUAAAAAGAAUAACUGCUCACUGAGAAUUAAUGGUCUGAGGGAAAGCGAUUCCAAAGAAAAAUACAAGUUCUGGUUUAGAACAAAUAGCAGUGAAUUUUCUGGGGCAGGUGUUACUUUAUCCGUCACAGCUCUGCGGGUGAUGAUGAGUCCAAAAACAGUGACAGAAGGGCGGAGUGUUACACUGACCUGCAGCACCACCUGCAGUCUAGGCAACUCCACCACCUACAUCUGGUACAAGAACGGCCUACCUGUGUCAACCACACACACACCAGACAACACGUUCUCCAUCAACAAGAUCCGCGUCACAGAUGAAGGCAGAUACUCCUGUGCUGUGACGGGACAUGAUGAUCAUCCGUCCGACUUUGUGAUCCUCAGUGUUAGAUACGCUCCCAGAAACACCACAGCAUUGCUGAGCUUGUACAUAAAUGAAGGUACUUCAGUGGCAGUAAUCUGCAGCAAGGACGCCCCCGCAUUGCUCAGUCUCUCCAUUAAGGAACACACUUCAGUGACUUUGACCUGCAGCAGUGAUGCCAAGCCCUCUGUUCGCCACUACUCCUGGUAUAAGAAGAUCGGAGCCAAAUCCUCCCUGAUGGUAUUUGGGCAGAAUUACAGCAUCACGGAUGCCAAGGUGGCCGACAGUGGCCAGUAUUACUGUAAGGCAGAAAACAUAGUGGGAGUGACGGAAUCUUCAACUCUUCCUUUAAAUGUAUACAAGGUCACCACAGGACUGCGAUCAGCUGUGCUAGUCCCAGCCAUCAUUGUUGUGGCCAUUGCAGUGAGCUUCGUGUGUUGGUGGAGAAGGACAGCAGAGCGAGCCUCUGGAGUGCAUUCCCAGGGGCCUGAUGCAACCUCCUUAUGGCACAUGCAUAGCUCCGAAUCCCAGAGCAAGAUCAUCUGAGAAGGACACUCUUGAUGUAUGUCCUUGACAUAAACAGGCAGACGAAUUGUAAAUGAAAUAUAUUAUUCUUUACAUUUUAAUUUGCGUAUAGUUUGUGUGUCCUGUUGCUAGCAGUUCAGGAUCCCAGCCAGUCAUUGUGUCCAAUGAUGAAUACGGAAGCCACUGUAGACACAAGCUCAUGCUGAACCUACUCACUUCCAUACUCCUUAACCAACAGGCAGAAGGAUUUUACAGAUACACAUGAAUAGUGUGUGUGUGUGUGUGUGUGUGUGUGCGUGUGUGCGUGCGUGCAUAAAGUGGACAUAUACAAGUUCAAUUUUGUAAGUAAACACAAGAAAUAACAUGCAUACUUAAGUGAUCAUGUAUUGAUGUAUGAAAUUCCAUUAUCAUUCAUUUUUUUUCAAUUCAUCAUGAUAAAAUGAAAAAAUAUUAUUUUAUUUUUUUCUAUUGCCUGUGAUAAUUUAGCUCACUGCAGUUUUAGUAUUGUUUAUGUUGUGCUAUUUGUAUCAUAUUCUGUAUUCUGCUGUUUGUUUUCAAAGCCAGUGUGUUAUGAUUAUGUAUAUAGUCAACUAUUUUGAGUCUAUGGUGUUGUUAACUGUUUAUGUUAAUAGGCUAUGUACAAUCAUGUUCAUAGGUUAUGAUUGUUUUGCUAAUAUUGUUUUAUAACAAUAGGCCUACAUAAUUAAAGCAUGUGUUUUCCAACAUAAAUAAAAAAAAUGGUACAUUACAAACUUUCC
Molecule: messenger RNA, 2471 nt
Organism: Alosa sapidissima (American shad)
Lineage: Eukaryota; Metazoa; Chordata; Actinopteri; Clupeiformes; Clupeidae
Product: B-cell receptor CD22-like
Exons: 8
Coding region: 574-1734 (386 amino acids)
Source: RefSeq, a predicted model, not a curated record